UUUGUAAAUGGUGUAACAGAAGUUCUUAAUUUUAAUGAAGUCCAAUUUGUCAAUGAUUAAUGAUUAAUGUUUUUGUGUCUUGUUUGGGAAAACCAAUCCCUAUCCUAAGAUCAUAAAGAGAUUCUUCUUUGUUAUCUUCUGGAAGCUUAUCUGAUUUUCCUUUCGAAUUGAACUCUGCAGUCUGCUGGGAAUUCACUUUUGCGUGUGGUGUGAGAUAGGAAUCGCGUGUCAUUCUGUUCCUUAUGGAGAUGCACUUGCCCCAGCACCGUUUGUUGAAAGGACCGGCCUUUGCUCUGCAGAGCUAUCUUAGUCAUUAAUUAAGAGACCUUCUCUAUACACAUCUGUUGCUGACCUCUUUAUUCUGUUCCAUUGCUCUAUUUGGAAUUAAUUACUGUCGUUUUAUAAUGAGCCCUUUAUCCACUAGAACAAGUCUUCCUUCUUUGUUUUUCUUUUUCAAGGGAGUCUUGGUAAUUUUUGCCCCUACAAAUUUUCAAGUAAAUUGUAUAAUUAUGUAUACUGCUUGUGACCUAAUACAAGGUUUUAACAAAAAACUGUCUAGUUUCAGUUUGGUUAUAAUUCUUAACUACUGUCAAUUGCAAUUGAUUUCAUUUAAACUGAUCUUAUUCCCAGACUUGAUGUUUCCUUUGACAAUCAAAGAAACUGGUUACCAGAGUAAAGCUUAGAUUAGGAAGUGUGUGACAUUAGGAAGAUAUCCUAUCCUUGCUAGAAUCUUUCUAUUUCCCACCUGAAAUGCUACCAGCCUCGUGUAACGGGUUUAAUGUUCCUUUGACCAUUCGUGACAUAGCCCAAUCAAGAGAGGGUAAUAAUGUUUCUUAUGCCUCCACCUCAUACCCACCUUCCCUUCCUCAAACCUGUUUAAAGUGUGUGCUGUCUUUCUUUCCCUUCUCUUUUGAGACCCUGCCUACAUUUACAAAACAAUCAAUCCAGGCUUUCUUCCAGGUCUGAUCCUCACUGCCCAAACACCCUCUGUCUCUCCAUGCCCUAGUUUCCUUCUAUCUUCACUUCUAGCUCCCUACCAUAGGCAUCUCCUUAUAUUCUGCAGUGGUCCCUUCUCAUCAAAUGCAGCAGAUGCUAGAGGAAGGAGUUGAGGAAAGGAGGAAAAUGAAGGAGAGAGCUUCAUUGACUUGCUAUUCCAUGCCAGGUCAAGGUGUGUGUGUGAUAUAUAUAUCAUUAGUCUAUGACAUCACUAUAAAGUAGGCAUUACCUUUUUUUUUUUAAUAGAUAAAGCUUAAACAUAAGGUCACACAGCUAAUAAAUGGUGGAGCUGAGAUUGAAAUCUAAUUCUGUCUGAAUCCAAAUCUCAUUCUUUCUUCAUGACCACACUGCCUCCGAUUAACUGAGGCAUGUCCCAACUUAACAGCUAAAAAUGUUAGCCUCCAAUCCUGAUGUCUCUUUGAACAGGGACUAUACAGAGAAGAAGGACAAAGUCCAAGGGAGAAUGUGAGUUGGGUCUGAAGUUAGAGCCUGGCCCAGGGCAGUGAACCCCAGGAGGAGAGCCUUCCCUCGGAGAGAGACAUUUCAGAUGGCUGCAGGGGUUCAUAUCCAACAAUGAGUAGUAAAUAUGGGUGAUCCUUUGACCAAGUUCUUGUGAUAUUGAAAAUGUAGAUGUUUUCCAGUUGGUUUAGAUAGAAUCUAAAAAAGAUGAUAAACUGAGAAUAGGAUUUCGCUGGGAUUCUCAGGAUUGACUUAGUAAGUUUAGUGUGUCCCUUAAUAGUGAUUUCCCACAGGAAGUGUUUCUACUUUUUGUUUAUUUCCCCCCAGUCACGUUUAUUGUUUUUUUAUGAUUAUAAAAAAUUAUUCCAGGAAAUCCCAAAUGUAUUAAACAGCAUAAAGAAAAUAUAUAUAUUUGUGAAUUUAGCUAUUUUGUUCCUUUAAAUAAAAUCUUUGAUGUGAACUUGUGGGAUAUAGGGUGUGGUUAUAUUUAAAGACUUGGUAAAAAUUGACAAAUUACCUUGUUGAAUGGCCAAAGGACAUGAAUUUAAAAAUGACAGACUGGAAAUGCAAAUGACUUAUAAGCCUAGGACUUAUUAGUAAUUAAAUUAAACUUUAAGUGACAUAUCAUUUUUAACUAUCAAAAUGGAAUUUUUUCACUCAUUCAAUAUUGAAUGUCUAAGCAAAUGCCAGAAAAAAAAAAAACACAUGGACAUGACCUCAUGGAACUUUUAGUCUAAAAGAAAUACAUCAUUUAUUGAACUCUUUUUGUGUGCCAGGAAUGUCCUAAGCACUUAUAAACAUUAUUGCAUCUAAUUACCACAAAACUCUGUGGGGUAGGUAUUUUUACCUAUUGAAUGGGGAAGCAGAUGUUCAGAGGUGGGCAGAUGAGCUGAGGAUUGAAGCCCAAAGAUCUCACCAUUAGCUUCUGGGUGAAGAUUUUUAAAGCUUAAAAUCAAUGGAAGAAACCUUUUACAAUGCAUUUCAAAGAAAAUCAAAUGACUAGAUGUUGCUAAGGGUGUAGUGAAAGAGGUGCUCAUGUUGCUAGUGGGAGCAUCAAUGGGCAAAUCCUUUCUGCAAAGCAAUCUUGCAAAAUUAUCAUAAGGCUUAAAAUAUUUUCAUCUCCUUUACCUGGAAUUCUAUUUUUUGGAUUCUACCCUAAGGAGAGAAUCAAAAAUAUGGUUAAAGAUUUAUGUACAAAUCUGACUGAAGAUUUGAGAAAAAGUAGAGUUUAUAUGUAUGUGUGCAUGUGCAUAUAUAUUAUAUAGAGUCGAAUAUAUAUUAGAGUCAAAUAUUAUACAUCUAUAUAAUUUGCAGAUUAAAUGAUAUAAUGAUAUAGUUUACAGAGGAGAGCAGUCAAUCUUUACCUAUAAUAGAUUCCUUAUUAUUGUCACUGUCAUAGAUGGGUCACUGGUCUGAUCAGCCAACUGGCCUGCUGUGACCCACACGGCAGUUUUUGGUUGUAUGUAAGGAGAUCAUUGGCAGAGAGGAAAUCAAAGUGCUGGCUUUGUCAUUUAUAGCCUAUCCGGCUGCUGCAGGGAAUAGCCAGUUGUGUUUAUAGGAGAUACUUCCAUUGUCAAGGAGUGAUGGUGAAAUUAGCAGCUCUGCUUUAGUUCUGCGAGUCUUUGGAAUUUUCUGUCAUUAAAAAACUCUAUUUAUGCUUUCACAUAUUCCUUCAUUAAAUAUUUAGUAGGAGCCUGCUCUGUGCCAGGCACCACACUAGGCUUGGUUUGAAUGAUGAAAAGAACAGAGUGCCCGCACCUGAGGAAGCUCAGUCUAAUGGGAGAGGCCGGCGGAGACAGUUGUUACAUCGUGUGCAAAAGGCCGUGGUAGAGGUGAGCUCAGGAUGAACCAUCUGACCCAGGCUGGGGCUCCACAGGCUUUCCAGAAGUCACUUGCUGCUAAGAUCUUUUAUUUAGCAAUUAAACUUCUAGGUAUAGUAUGAAUGGUAUGGUCUUUUUCCUCACACAAUUUAAAUUAAAUUUUAUUACUCUGCCCUUAAUUUCAGGCUUUUAUGAUAUCCUUAAUGUGAUUUUUUUUUUGAAUAGUCUCAGUGGUUGGUUAAUAUCUGACUUUGACAUUCAGAUCCUACGUGUUUACUUCACCGUGUACAGUUUUUUCCUCAGAGAGGUAUGAUCGUCUCAUUUCAGACACCACAACCUUCCUUGGUUCCACCGCCUGCAAGCUGGAUUUUCAGCUAUAAUUGCUAGAAUUUGCCUUUAUCAUAGCAUGAACUUUAGAAAAUAGAACUCAGUAUAAAAUUAAUAUGAGUAAAGACAACUUUUCUUUUUUCUAACACUCAAAAUGAAUGGCCUCGUGGUAAUUAAAAAAAAUAACCCUUAUUAAAGCAAUUUUCAAGACAGUGUAAGAUCAAUGAUAGCUAUUGCUUACAUCCUGUGAAAAUGAGUUGCAGAUCCAGUGAUGCUUUCUAGAAAUAUACUUAACAAAAAUUUUACUUGGUAUUAUUAAAAAAAACCCCCACUAAUCAUCAUUCUUCGCUCUAUAAGAGGAAGUAUUAAUCAAAUGGCUUAAAUAUCAUGCUUAAUUAUUCUCUUUCACUUUCUGAGGAUCUGAUUUGAAACAAAGCACACAGCAGAAAUAAAAGUAGAAAAAAAUAGCUCAGUGGCAAUUACGAACGUAGAAUUGGAACUGAUGCUAAGAAAUAUGAGUCAACCUGUAGGAUUACAGAAAAUCUCCUUGAAACGUUGAUUCCAUGGCUCUACCCACCAGAGGAACUGCAUCUUCUGCUUGCCUCCUCAGAGACCUAAUGAACAAAUCCUCAUUUUAAGUGGUUAACCAGCAACAGAACCAGAAAAUACAGUUGUUUUUACAGAAGGUAGGUUUUAUAAUUGAGUUUACAAGAUGAUUUAUAUAAUUUUAAAUAAUUAAAACUUAGAUAUGUCCCAGGAUCCUACUAGAUAGAAAAAGGAGUAUUCAGAAAUAUUAGGAGUUGCAUCCUGGAUUGUCUGAAUCCAGGUCCAAGGUCUCUACCACAGUAGUGCUCACUUCCACUGUCUGGGUAUUGUGCUAGACUCUAGGAGAUAACAUGAGGAAUAAGGUCAUGCCUGGCCUAGAAGAGCUGACAAUUUAGUGGGAAAGACAGAUAAGUCACAAAUGGUAAGUGUACAGCAAGGGAAGUGCAAUGUCAGAGAAUGGAUCACAUGUUAUGGGAACCCUUUUAAAUGAGUAGAUUUGGGGACACUGACUCUGCUUGUUCUGGGAUUGUGGCAGUCAAGGCAGAGAGUCUUCACAGAAGAGACAACACUUUGAGCUGGGUCUUUAAGAAGGAAGAGGCAUUUUUCUGGCCAUAGGAUGGGAAACAGGAUGAAUCUAGACAGAAAUAGCAUCUUCACAUACAUAGCAUCAUGAAAUUGUUGGGCUGUGAGAUGACCCCAAGAUUCUAACCAUGGAGAACAAGUACAAGAAAGUGAGGGAAGAGUGGGAUAUAACGAGUUUCGUUCGGAACUUGCUGAAUUUUAAGUGUGCGUGGGUUUUCCAGGUGGAAAUGUCCAAUCAACAGUUGAAUAUAUAAUGUAGAUCUGGAGCUUUCAAGAGAGGUGAUAAGUGGAGAUACAGAUCUUGGAAUCAUUGGUGAAUGAUGGCUAAAACCAGUGGAAGUGGCUGAGAUCACCCAGGGGGACAUUUAAUUCAAGAGGAGCAGAUAAUGGAGGAUCACAGCCUGGAGCGCCAACACUAACUAGAAGUCCUGUGGUACAACUAAUGCUACCAUUUAUCUACAUUAUGGGGUACAUGGGCUGCUAUGAGUUGGCCCAAGACCCCGCCGCCAUUUAUAAAACUUUCUAUGUAAAAGUGCAGAGCAAGUUCAAGCAACUUACAAAGUAAUUUGGGGUCACAAGUUGUAAAUUGGAGCUUGGAUGUACUGUCUCUGCUUAAACAUACCUCUGUACCCUGUGGCUCCUAGUGUAACCUGCCCACACACUUUGUGUUUUUAUUGCAUUUGAGAGUAUCUUCAGCUAUCUGUGGUAUUUCAGGUCUACUUGAUUCAUUUCUAACUCAAAUAUGAUGACAUCCAACUUUUUCCAUUAAAACAGGCAAACUUGAGUGACUGUGGCUUGCCUGGCAUGGUGCUAAGUGCUCUUUCUUGCCCUCUGCCAAUGUGAUGGGCACCAAAGAAGACUUGUGGGUGUGGUGAGCUUUUAACUCAAGUAGGACCUUUUGGGAAACAAUAUUGGUGUUAAAGCAGCAAUUGCUGAUGGUGCCAGGAAUAUUGAUGUGGUGAGACUCUCAGAAAUGCCUCUUUCUAAGACCUCUGUGGGGUAUUAUUAUUCUACAAUUCUUUGUCUAGUUUUCAUUAAAAUACUUGUGAAGUGAUUUUCUAUUUUCCUCUUUUGUUUCAAGUCCAUUUGAAAGAGUUAAACACUAACCUCUCUCCUCUCAGUUCUGUUUAAUACGAGUGACUACUAUUUGAGACAAAUGCAAUUACUAUCUGGCGCAUAGUGGCUUUACACUGUUUCCUUGGUCUUAUUCAGAAGGCACAAAAGAAGGAGCUGCUUCAUUCUGUAAGAGCACUUUGUGUCUUCCUAUAUCUCCUUAGUAAUAGCAAUGGUAACAUUAUGGGACUGGUAAAACCUCUGAGGAAGGAACUUCUCUUAAUAACUUAGUCUUAGUGUGGGGUGGAUGGAGGAUGUUCUUGUUUCAUUAAGCACUGGGUUGUUCCAGCAUUUCAGGAUACACUGGGGACAGUGAUGCUAGGCUGGGAACUCUGGAGGCCCAGGCCUGGCUGAGAGGAGAGCCAAAGGCCUGGGAAGAGCAAGUGAUUCUAGACUUUGUGCCUAACCUUGGAUAUUGUCAGUACCCUCUACCCCUUCAGAGCACACCAAUCCAACUUCCAAUUGCCAGCACCAGUAUUUCUUUGCCUGAGGGCCUUCUCUUGCCUCUGGAGCCCACUUCAGCUGCCUACUUGGCAGGCUGGAAGUUUAGGAGAAUUAUCACACCCCUGAGAGCAGCCUUCAACCAAUGAUUGACAGGAGUUGGUGCUUAGAUACCCAGUUCCCUCACCCACUGGCUUGGAUAGCUGACGGAUAUGCUUGACACUGGCUUUCCCAGCAGGCUGACGCUCUAGUCACCCACUGUGGUAGCUGGCCUGACAACACCCUCUUUAUUGGCCGCCAUCCCUUUCUUGUCUCACUUUUCCACUCCCCUACUGGUAUUCACCUUCACCUCCUAAAUCAACCCUUGCACUGGAAUCCUUUGCUUCUGUGGAAAGCUAAGAACUAAAAUAUGUUGCCUCGUCUUUCAGAGAGAAAGUUUCACGCACCUGGCACAGAUGCCUUCAUACCUAUAAGGUGGGCAUGGUGAGCAAGGAAUCAAAGGGAAGGCAGUAGUCAGUGGUCCAGAUUAUGAGUGUGCCUGUCACAGAGCCCAAGCAGGGCUCUUGGAAGACAGCGCUUGGAAGAGCAUUGCAUACCUACCUUUGACUUCCUUCUCUGUGCGUGAUGCUGACUAGCCCUCUUGUGCCCAUAUAUUCUUUCUCAACACUAGGCACAAUUCAAUGAACCAGGACUCUGUUUUCUAAAUUACCAUCACAUUCAAGCCUUGCCUCCCUGAGAUGGUGCCAAGUAUCUUGAUGGAGCAUCAAGUUCAUCUUGAGUUACAUGUUUACAGGCAGUCUCCUGGUUUCUUUCCUGUAGCUAAAUACCUUUGAUUUCAUCUGCCUGGCACCCCUGUCCCUUCUCCUAGGAACGGCCGCACAGUCUUCCAUUCCAACCACAUAAUUCUGUGGGAUCUGCCAGGCCCGUCAGCAGAAUUGAAGGACAUAUGCUUGCCAUCCUCUCCCCCAGACAUAAUGGCUUAAAGAGUGAAUGAGACUUGAAAAACUAGAGACAACAGUGGACUUUUUGAACUUGCUGAUAAAAUAAUGGAGAAAGGUAGGCUCAAAGCUCUAGGAGGAGUUAAGGUCAAAGAAGAAUCUUUUGUGUUCUUUGUAUUUGACUUCAAACAAACUGAAAACUUGGCAGUCAUCCUGGAUUCCUCCCUCUAAUCUUAGUCAAACUUGCUCCUCCCCUUGCCAGCACCUUGAUUCAGGUCCUCACCUCUGCUCCUGGAUCACUAGAACAACCUUCCGACCUCCUGCCUCAAGCCACGGCCCCUCUCUUCUCCAGUUGCUGGAGUAUUCUUUCUAAAAUGCAAAUCUGAUCUUGUCUGUCUGUACUUACAGCCCUCUGUGGAUUCCUGUUGCCUGCAGGAAAUCGUUCAAAUUCUUUUGAGGAUUUCAAAACUGCUGCAGCUCUUCUUGUUCAGGCCCUGCCCACCUCUCCAGCCCUCUCUCUCCACUCAUCCCUUUGCAUAACACGCACUAGCUCUUUCCAUUUCUGUGGUUGUGGAAUGUGCUAUACUCACGCUCACCUCCAUGGCUUUGCAUGUACCAUGAUUCCUUCCUUAUGGAAUACUCCCUCUUCUUCCCUCUGCCUCCUCCUCCAUGACCCCACUGUCUCUUGCUGGUCCUUUAAGACUGAGCUGAAGUGUCGCUUCCUCUGGGAAGACUUCUCCAACUCCCUCCCACCUGAGUAAGUGCACCUUGUAUUUUCCUAUGGUGACACCAAACCAUUUUCUAAUUGCUUAUUAAUAGGAGAGCUUGACCUGUGUCCCUGGAGAUCAAGGAGGUCUAGAAGCUGAUGUCUAGCUUUCCUGGAAAAGUUUGAGUGAGCAGUGGCUGGGCUUUGUCUCAUGGCCCAGGGAGAAAAGAGGACUUUGGUGGGAGGGGCCUGUUGUCCAGGUUUUGGGUGGAACAAAGGGACAGGCUCUCCCCUGGGCCAAGUGGACACUUCAGAAGGUACUUGGGCUUGAGUCAUUUGGUGGAACCUCUGCUCAAGGGCACUGCUGAGCAGGAUGAGAUGACAAUAGAAAGAGUCUACAUAGAGUUUGCCAGUAGAACCAGGUGAGAGGGCAGUUACAAGGAACCAGCCAAUUAUUGCAUCUCUACCAUCAGAGAGCAAUGUAGUGGGAGAGCCAUACAGGGGUCCCUGGAAACCCCACAUAGAGGAAAAGGAAAGCUUUUCACCAAGGCCAGAAAACUUAAGCAACUUGCCCAGGAUUUCACAGCUAGGAAGUGACAAAGUUGGGAUUUGACCCUGAUUACACAGGAUCAGGUCAGUGGGUGGCCAGACAGGGCUGACUGGGGGAGAGACUUGACAGUGGGAGUUUUGGGUGAGCUAGAUAUCAAGAUUUCCUGGAAAAGGAGGCAAGUAAGAAAAAACAACACGGGUAACAUUCCUUACUGCAGCUUCAAAAAGUUCCAUGGCAGAAAACUCAGUUACCCAAGAAGUGGGCACAUGGCUACUUAGCCCCUUUGAUUCUUGGAUCCUGUCAGAAGAGUUUCCUGCUUUGAAGAGUUUCCUUGAAAAGCAAAGCCCCCUACAUUCUUCAGCGAUGGAAGGAAACAACCUAGGAAGCCCUUCAGCCCGUCUGAAGUCUGGUCACUCAAGGGGCUUGGAGAAACCGUAGCAUCUAUUUCAUUGUUCACCUUGUUCCCGGAACCGUCAGGACUCAGUGAUCCUCCUCAGUAUUAAAACGGUGGCAGGGCUGAAGCUCAGGAGGAAACAAGUGGAAUUUAUCCCUGUCGCUGAAUAGGGAGCCGCCUGCAGCAGGUGGACCCAGUCUUUGCAGUAUGCCCCCACACAUCCCAACUCACCCCGUGGGCGCCUUCCACCUGCCUGCCUGCUCCCUUUACAAUAACGAGGCUUAAGCAGAAACAAAGUGAACGAGUGUGCUUUAGAGAAACAGUCCUGGCCGCCCCCCGGAGUUGUAUUUCUGGAGUAGGAGCGGGUUGGGGGUGGGGGAGCAGCCGUGAAGCUCGCAGAGCGGGAGCGCGUCACCGUCGCCUCCAGAGAUGCUGCGCUGCCCAAUAGGCAGGGGCGGUCGCUCGCAGCCCGGUGGGAGCAGAGACAUAAAAGUGCGGAAACCAGCCCGGAGCGCGCCGAUCGAGGGCUGGAGGCUAGCGGCGAGCGGGCGCCGCCGGGCGCUGGAGGCCCCGGGGUCCCUCCCCGGCCAGCCCCGCGCGCUCCUCUCCGCGCGCCCGACUGCACGCGGCCUGGCAGGGACGUCCGGACUGCACUGUCCCGGGCGCAGCGGCUCUGCAAAAUGGUCCUUCACUUCGUGCUGCUCUUCCUCCUCCCAUUGGUGCGAGCAACCGAGCGCCCCGAGGGCCGGAUGGACGAGGAGGGCCUGGAGGCGGCCCUGGCCGUGCCCAACGCCUCGCACUUCUUCUCUUGGAACAACUACACCUUCUCUGACUGGCAGAACUUUGUGGGCCGGAGGCGCUACGGCGCCGAGUCCCAGAACCCCACGGUGAAAGCCCUGCUCAUCGUGGCUUACUCCUUCAUCAUCGUCUUCUCGCUCUUUGGCAAUGUCCUGGUCUGUCAUGUCAUCUUCAAGAACCAGCGAAUGCACUCGGCCACUAGCCUCUUCAUCGUCAACCUGGCCGUGGCCGACAUCAUGAUCACUCUCCUCAACACCCCCUUCACUUUGGUCCGCUUUGUGAACAGCACGUGGGUGUUCGGGAAAGGCAUGUGUCACGUCAGCCGCUUCGCCCAGUACUGCUCCCUGCACGUCUCCGCGCUGACGCUGACGGCCAUUGCCGUGGACCGCCACCAGGUCAUUAUGCAUCCGUUAAAACCCCGCAUCUCCAUCACAAAAGGUGUCAUCUACAUCGCAGUCAUCUGGACCAUGGCUACGUCCUUUUCACUCCCACAUGCCAUCUGCCAGAAAUUAUUUACCUUCAAGUACAGUGAAGACAUUGUCCGCUCCCUAUGCCUGCCAGAUUUCCCUGAGCCGGCCGACCUCUUCUGGAAGUACCUGGACUUGGCCACCUUCAUCCUGCUUUACAUCCUACCCCUCCUCAUCAUCUCUGUGGCCUACGCCCGUGUGGCCAAGAAGCUGUGGUUGUGCAACACAAUCGGCGACGUGACCACGGAGCAGUACCUGGCCCUGCGGCGCAAGAAGAAGAAGACCAUCAAGAUGCUGAUGCUGGUGGUGGUCCUCUUUGCCCUCUGCUGGUUCCCCCUCAACUGCUACGUGCUCCUCCUAUCCAGCAAGGUCAUCCGCACCAACAAUGCCCUCUACUUCGCCUUCCACUGGUUUGCCAUGAGCAGUACCUGCUAUAACCCCUUCAUCUACUGCUGGCUCAAUGAAAACUUCAGGAUCGAGCUGAAGGCAUUACUGAGUAUGUGCCAAAGGCCACCCAAGCCUCAGGAAGAACGGCCACCUUCCCCAGUCCCUUCCUUCAGGGUGGCUUGGACAGAGAAGAGCAAGAGCCGGAGGGCUCCGCCAGCCAACAACCUCCUACCCUCCUCCCAACUCCAGUCUGGGAAGACAGACCUGUCGUCCAUGGAACCCAUCAUGGCAAUGAGUUAGAGGAGAGUGGGAAGAGGCAGGAGGAGGGCUCUGUCUCCAGCUGAGGUUAGGAAAGAGCCUAAGGACAGAGCCUGGAAAAGAGCCUAUCUCUCAAACUUGACCUUUGCAGUGCUGGAAACAAGUUCCUGCAGAAGCCAUAGGCCUCUUGAGUUCCUAGGAAACUCUGCUCAGUCUCCUAGCCUCAUUGAUGUGAAAACUAAAAGGCAACUACCAGCUAGACACAUGUUUGUGAAAUCCUGUCUAAGAAGCUCCACAAGGCAUAUCAUCCUGGAUCUCUGAGCCAGAGACCCCACAACAGCUUCAGCCCAGCUGGAGGCUGAAUCAGUCAACUGCCUCCAACUGUCAGGCAGCUGCCUCCCAACCCUCCCUGCCAAUGAGCAUCCAUGAAGGACACCUGAGUCAUACUUUGGGCGUGGCUGAGCCAGAUGCACGGAGCUCUGCUUGAAAAAGGUUCAGUGGCCAGUGAAGGGUUAGCAAACCAGAGCUGGCACGGAUGUUUUCCUGCCUGGCUUUCUGAAAUUGUUGGACCAGGACAAAUCACAAUCCUGUGGUGGCCUGGCCUGAUACAUGACAAGAAAGGACCAAUUUGGGUUCUUUAAAACAGAGAGGAAUUCCCAGGUUUCCUUAAAACAACAACAAAAAAGAUUAUUAAAACUUUGGAAAAUUCAGAAAAGCACAAAGAAGAAAAUAAAAAUCACUACUUUAUUUCUCCAACCUGUGAUAAGUUCUGUUAACGUGCUGUGGGGUUAUUUGCGACUUUUUCCUUUGUGUGUGUGUGUGUGCACAUGCAUGUGUUUGUGUGUGCACAUGUGUGUGUGCUUUUUGUUUCAUUCUGAAUUAUGCUUUUUCAUAAGAUAAGCAAGAAACAGGGGCAGAGCAGAGGACUUCUGAGCCCCUCUCCCAGGAAUAGUUGGAAGAGUUGGGAGAGGAACCCAAGGAGAAGACAGUCAUAGGGCAGACAAACCGCCUUCAUCUUGUAACCAGUGCUGGGAACGGCAUGGCUGAAGUACGACUCCUCAGAUGGCAGCCAUUGUGAUGAGCCAGGGAACGAAACUCAUCCAGGAGGUGUAAAUCCUUUUCUCCUGCAAUCAUACAGAACAAGAGGUGAUGAAACAUUGCCCUGCUUUCACAGGAGAUGAGGGAGCAGACUUUCCAACAUGCUGGAAAUAAUUAUCCUUGGACACCUCACCCUCCCAAGCUGUCUAGACAGGCUGGUCCUCUGUGUUGUCUGAAUAAUAAGCCUUCUUCACACCACUUCCCUAAAGAUGACUCUGUCAACAUCAUCGUCAACUCUGGCAGCUCACGUGUCAUUUACAGAAACCUAUGGCAUUGUGAUAGUCCUUAAGUACUCCACUUGCCAGAGAAAUCUCAUUCCAGAGACUGAGUGUUUUCAUCACCUUCCGUGUGACUCACUGUGUCACCCAGAAGAGAGACUCGUCAGGCAGAAUGGAGCUUAAUUCACCAGCCCUAAACAAUUUUCACCCUCGCACUGGUUUUCGGUUUCUUUCUAACACCAGAUCGAUCCUGUAAGAAAAGCACAGAUGCGGAGCUGAGAGGAAAACCGAGGUGUGGGGAGAAGGGGCUGGGACAAGGUUCACUUCCAUCUCUUGGCUGUUAACUAAAACUGAACUUGGUCAUAUCAUCUUCUUCCUUAUAAUGAACCGUGGGGCUUCAUUAUACUAUUCUCUCCAUUUAUGAGGAUGUUUGAAAAUUUUCAAGAUGCAAAAUGCAAAAAAAUCAUAUUCUGAACGGUGGGUAAAAAAGUGACUUUUGUGGGGGCAGACAGCUUUCUAAGCCCAUGAAGAUGCCCAGGUGGAUUUUUCAGGCCAAAUGGCUCCCAUGUCUGUGCCUGUUGUCUCUGUGGUGUCAAGAAGUAGCUAAUGGCUUCGUCUUAAUGUUGCCAUAGAAAUUCUGUGAACCAGAAAGAGAACAGGCAGCGGGGCUACAGAAAGUUGGUCCUGCUCUAGAGUUAUGCAGAAAGUUUCACUGUGCUCCUCUCUGAGGACAUCUAGAAACACUGCUGAGUCACAGAGAAGGCCCUUCUCUGGGGGUGGACCGCCGAUGACCAUUAGUCUUGGGUCUCCUGUCAGGACCUUGUCUGCCCCCUCCCAUUGUUCCCUGUGCAACUCAGAGCAAAAAGUGAUUUGUAUUUGUGAAGGUGAAAUUUGUAAAACUUGAGUCUUUCCAAUGUGCUGUCAUGAGUACUUUAUUGUAAAUUGCUCCAGUCUCAAUAAAAUAUAUUUUGGGUGUGUGGA
Molecule: messenger RNA, 13079 nt
Organism: Equus caballus (horse)
Lineage: Eukaryota; Metazoa; Chordata; Mammalia; Perissodactyla; Equidae
Gene: GPR83
Product: G protein-coupled receptor 83
Biological process (GO): neuropeptide signaling pathway
Cellular component (GO): plasma membrane
Molecular function (GO): neuropeptide Y receptor activity
Source: RefSeq, a predicted model, not a curated record